AUGAAAUCAUUUGCUAUCCUCUUCGCCUCGGCUAUCGCCGUCUCCGCCAGUGCUGCCGUCGAUUUCCCCCAAGUCAAACGCGCCGCCGAAGCUGCCGCCGUUGCUCUUGCCGCUCCUGAGGCUGAGCCAUGCUCCGGCCCUGCCGACCUUUGCACCAUGGCCAAGCGCGCCAACGACCUGCUCCUUGAGAAGGUCGGCGAGCUCUACUCCAACUACACCACUGAGCUCGACCACGAUAUCUUCGUUGUCAAGCGUGACCCUGAGCCAGGCUUUUGUGGUCGUAUCAGGGGCCAGCCUUGCCACAAGAAGCGCGAGGCCGAGGCGGGCUUCUGUGGUCGUAUCAGGGGGCAGCCCUGCCACAAGAAGCGUGAAGCCGAAGCCGAAGCCGAAGCCGACCCUGGCUUCUGCGGUCGUAUCAGGGGCCAGCCCUGCCACAAGAAGCGCGAGGCCAUUGCAAAGGCCCAGCCCGGUUUCUGCGGCCGUAUCAGGGGCCAGCCAUGCCACAAGCUCAAGCGUGCCGCCGAGGCUCUCGCCGACGCCGCGGCGAUGCCCGGUUUCUGCGGUAACGUCAGGGGCCAGCCUUGCCACAAGGCUCGCCGCGACGUUGAGGAGGUAACAAACUACGCCAACGAGCUGGUUGACUUCGCCGAGAGAAGCGACUAA
Molecule: messenger RNA, 663 nt
Organism: Diplodia corticola
Lineage: Eukaryota; Fungi; Ascomycota; Dothideomycetes; Botryosphaeriales; Botryosphaeriaceae
Product: clock-controlled pheromone ccg-4 precursor
Exons: 2
Coding region: 1-663 (220 amino acids)
Source: RefSeq, a predicted model, not a curated record